This is a messenger RNA of Rosa rugosa (rugosa rose), 1841 nucleotides long. Its product is annotated as cinnamyl alcohol dehydrogenase 1-like. The record is from RefSeq and is a predicted model, not a curated record. Gene Ontology annotation, biological process: lignin biosynthetic process. Bases 182 to 1240 code for a protein of 352 amino acids. Gene Ontology annotation, molecular function: cinnamyl-alcohol dehydrogenase activity; zinc ion binding. NCBI's taxonomy places the organism in Eukaryota, Viridiplantae, Streptophyta, Magnoliopsida, Rosales, Rosaceae. The transcript has 5 exons.
UGUAACCUUUUGUGACCCAGUGCAGAGAACCUACCUAAUGUACAUUUGAAUUCAUUAAACAACUAAAGCUAGCUACAAACAUCAUGGGUAUAAAAUCCCAAAGAGCAAUACUUCAGCUUCACCAUUAAUAAGACUUAUCAGUCUCAUUUUAUACAGUCCAUUGUUCAAAUUUCUGUAAGAAAUGGAGGAAAGAAAGGCAUUUGGUUGGGCUGCCAGAGACACUUCUGGGUUUCUCUCUCCCUUUUCAUUCAAUCUCAGGAAAAUGGGGUCUGAAGAUGUGGUAUUGAAGGUUCUGUACUGUGGUGUAGACCACACAGAUCUUCAUCAGAUGAGGAAUGAGAUUCACAGUACUAAUUAUCCUUUGGUUCCAGGGCAUGAAGUAGUGGGUGAAGUGGUGGAGUUGGGUUCAGAGGUGAAGAAAUUUAGAGUUGGGGACAUAGUGGGAGUUGGAUGCAUAGUGGGGUCUUGUGGAGAGUGCUUGUAUUGCCAAUCCAACAUGGAGCAGUAUUGCCCUAAGACAAUCUUCACUAUGAAUGACACCUACAAAGAUGGAAGCCUGACUCGCGGAGGCUUCUCCUCUGCCAUGGUUGUUCAUCAAAGGUUUGUGGUUCGGAUACCAGAAAAGCUAGCACCGGAGCAGGCGGCUCCAUUGCUGUGUGCUGGAGUUACAGCUUACAGUCCGCUGAAGCAAUUCAUGGGGUCUGACAGGGUUGUAAGGGGAGGCAUAUUGGGUUUAGGAGGAGUUGGACACUUGGGUGUCAUAAUUGCAAAGGCAAUGGGUCACCAUGUGACUGUGAUAAGCUCUUCUAAUAAGAAGAGGGAAGAGGCUUUGGAGAUUUUAGGUGCAGAUGCUUUUAUAGUUGGCUCCAAUGAGGCUGAGAUGGAGGGAGCUGCCAGCAGCCUUGACUAUAUCCUCGACACUGUACCAGCUUUGCACCCUCUGCACUCUUACCUUUCACUCCUCAAGGUUGACGGUAAGCUCAUAAUAGUUGCUGCUGUUCCUCAACCGCUUCAGUUUGAUGCAGUUGACAUAAUUCUAGGGAAGAGGAGCAUUUCCGGGAGCUUCAUCGGAAGCAUGGAAGAAACGCAGGAAAUACUGGAGUUCUGGGCAGACAAGGAUUUGACGACUAUGAUAGAGAUAGUAAAACUGGAUUAUGCUAACAAGGCAUUUGAGAGAAUGGAAAAAAAUGAUGUGAGGUUUAGGUUUGUCCUGGAUGUAGCCGGAAGCAACCUGGAAUGAUCAAGCUUCAAGACAAGUCUUCCAGUGCAGUAAGAAAAGCAACGUACGACUCUGAUUGAAAGUCAAAACAAAAUAAGUGAAUAAUAUAUAUUUUCUACCCUUCAUUUUUCUGAAGACUGAAAUUGCUCCAACCAACAUGAUCAAAUUACCAUGGUUGACCAAAUGCAAUUCUAUUAAACACCAAAACCUUAUAAUAGAUUCCAAAUCAAUGCUACAUUAAAAUCCCAACUACAACUAUGUCCAGUGUCUUUACAGAUUUCCCAUCAUAAACAAAACAGUUGCUUGCUAAGCUAACUCGGAUAAGUGUGGUAUUCAGACAAGAAACAGAAAAAAGAAUCAAAAAAUGCUAAUGUUACAACAACAAAUUCGACGUUCCAUGUUCCUGGAUUUUCUUGGCGAAUGAAUCCAUAACAUGCCAAGAAUGGUCAUGAAUCUCUUGCACCUGCCUUUGCCAUCUAUUGAUGGCAAGUAUGAGAAGGCAGAAGUUAAAACAGUCUCUGUACCAAAUCACUCAUGUUUUCCUUUGCCUUUCCCAUCAACACUUUUUGAGCCAUCAUAAGCAGAAAGGAAGAAAGUGCUCUGAUUUUUCUGCAGAAAUCUG